AAGGGAAAAAUCGGGCGCCGCCACCAGGGUAUAUAAGGCGGGUGAUCCCGGGAAGAAUCAUCAGUGGUACUCCAGUCCUCAGCGUGUACAAUAGUCAUUGCAACUCACACAAGACAAUAUGAAGGUGUUCGUGCUGCUGUGUUUGGUGGGUGUAGCUCUCUCUGCGCCACAACAGUUCAGUAACAAACUUGAGAAUCCUGAGGACACCCCCGAACCAUACGAAUUCAGCCUGAACGUGGCGGACGAUGAGUUCACAAACUACCAGUCCCGGCAGGAGAGUCAGGACGCCAACGGAGUGGUACAGGGAGUGUACUCCUUCAUAGCUCCCAACGGCAUCAGAUACACAACCUCCUACACUGCUGACCCAGUCAAUGGUUUCCAGGCCAACACCGUAGAGGAACAGACCAACAUUGAGAUCAAGAUCCCUGUGCACCCCCCACAGCCUCAGGGACGCUCCUAGACGGUCACCACACAACCCUGGCUGCCACAACCACUAUCAACCACAACACUACUGACCUUCACAACCACCACCAUGGAACUCAACAGCUCCUGAUGUCUCUUACUGCCUCUCCUCAUACUUCUUUUGUUAUCUUACGUGGCGAUGGUCCUUGUGUGGAGUAGUUUGGAAGACAACUUACGAGCUACGCACUAAGAAAAUAAGAAUGAAGGAAUACUGCAGAUCUUCUGGCCUAUGCUAGGCAAGUCCAUCUCAGAUGCUACAGUGCACUCCACCAUCCACUAUGUCACAUUUGUUUUUUAGUGAUUUCUCUUAUAUAUUUCCUAAUUCCUUGAAGGAGAUUAAAACAGUUAUCGUCAGAUAUUGGAAAGCAGUUUAGGUCAGUUUGAAGAAGGAAAAAUCACCAGUCCUAUUCAAUCUUACCUGAUGUAAAUAUUGUAUAUAAUUCAUGACGUCAUGAAUAGGUAAUUAUUCCAUAAUCUCCGAAUAUUUGCAUGAUUUUGGGAAGGACUGGUUUUGUUUGAAAACUCAAUUAUUCCUAACGUUAUAUACAUCUAAGUCAUACCAUGUUACAUAGUCAUUUAAUCUACAAUAUACUCAAAGUUUAGAAUUUCUUAUCUCUUUUUUUUUAUAUACUAUGUCAACAACUUCAAACUUAUUUCUCAACUCUAGAUCUGCAUGUUAUAACUUAUACUGUCGUAUCCUAUCUGCCUGUUGAAAGUAGUGUGCUAAUUUUCCCUCUGUAUGUAGCCGUCUUCCUUGCUCAGCAUGCUCUAUGCACAUGAUGCAUGCAAGAGCAUGUGUGUGACGAAGAUCUGUGUAUAUGUGUGUAUGUUUGUGUGAGCCUGUGGAAGGCUGGGUUGUGACAGUGUUAUACCCAUGUUCCUCACUCCCACCAGUCACUUGUGUUGUAGUCAGCUUCUCUCAGCUUACUGCUCGCCUUGUGAGUUAGUACAAAUAAAAUUUGGCUUGCUAUCA
Messenger RNA from Cherax quadricarinatus, 1435 nucleotides. RefSeq names its product larval cuticle protein A3A. Gene Ontology annotation, cellular component: extracellular matrix. The record is from RefSeq and is a predicted model, not a curated record. Lineage: Eukaryota; Metazoa; Arthropoda; Malacostraca; Decapoda; Parastacidae.